Molecule: messenger RNA, 2078 nt
Organism: Punica granatum (pomegranate)
Lineage: Eukaryota; Viridiplantae; Streptophyta; Magnoliopsida; Myrtales; Lythraceae
Source: RefSeq, a predicted model, not a curated record
ACCCGACCCGAACCGAUUGUCUGGCAUCCCGUCCCAGCCCAUCUGCUCUUCUAACCUGAAAAUACAGCGGGACUCCCUUUCUCCGGCGCCAUUUCUGUUUAUUUCCCCGGGAAGAAUCCUCGAGAAGCUCCGGCAUGGCUCUGUUGACGCGGCAGAGGCGCCCGAUGCAGUACGAUCCGUCGUCGUCUUCGCCGUCUCUGACGGCUGCGUACUCGAAAACAGAUAAGCCGAAGAGAUCUGACUCCGAGGGAGGAGAAAACAAAGCCUUGGGAUGGCUCACUGCGCUCUUGGCCUUGGGACUGCUCAGGUACAUGAGCGCCACCUCCAACAUCAUCCACGACUGCGACGAGGUGUUCAACUACUGGGAGCCGCUCCACUAUCUCCUCUACAAGUCGGGUUUCCAGACUUGGGAGUACAGUUCUGAGUUUGCGCUUCGGUCGUAUUUAUAUCUUGGCUUCCAUGAGUUGGUGGGCAAACCUGCAUCUCUGCUGUUUGGUGAUGAAAAAGUUAGGGUCUUCUAUGCAGUGAGGUUCUUUCUCGGGCUUCUUUCUGUCAUUGCAGACACUGUGCUGGUGGUAUCCCUUUCGAGGAAGUACGGAAAGCGUAUCGCCUCUUACACUCUUGCAAUGCUUUGCUUGACCAGUGGUUGUUUCUUUGCUAGCACAAGUUUUUUGCCUAGUUCAUUCUCCAUGUAUGCAAUGUCACUCUCUUCAGGAUUAUUCCUCCUAGAGAAACAUGCUAUGGCAGUGGCAGUUGCAGCGGCAGGAGUAAUCCUUGGGUGGCCGUUCUCAAUCUUGGCAUUUUUGCCUGUCACUAUCUAUGCUUUGAUCAGAAGAUUCAAACAAGCACUUCUUUGUGGGGCAUUGACGUCUAUAGUUGCUCUCGCACUAUCACUGCUCGUUGAUCAUUACCAUUAUGGAAGAUGGACAUCGUCUGUUUUGAAUCUGUUGGUGUAUAACAUCUCAGGAGGCGGUGAGAGCCAUCUAUAUGGAGUUGAGGGGCCACUAUUCUAUGUGAGGAAUGGAUUCAACAAUUUCAAUUUCUGCUUUAUUCUUGCGCUGCUUUUCCUGGUUAUUCUGCCUAUUGCAAAGAGGAAGUAUGCCCCUGAUCUGCUGAUUGUGGUCUCACCUUUGUACAUUUGGCUGGGGUUCAUGUCUCUGCAGCCACACAAAGAAGAAAGGUUCCUUUAUCCAAUAUACCCACUUAUCUGCGUAGCUGCUUCAGCAGUAAUAGAGAGCUUUCCUGAUUUUUUUCGGGACAAGUCUGAUCCUAAUGACCAAUCUCUUCUUGUUCUGAUGGCAAAAAUCUUUCGUCCUAUAGUUCUUGGGCUCAUACUAUGCGCCUCCCACGCUCGUACUUUCUCGUUGAUUAAUGGUUAUGGCGCUCCCAUAGAAGCUUAUAAGAUUUUGGAGCACCAUGAUGAUGUAGGAACAGGAUCUGUACUGUGCGUGGGAAGUGAAUGGCACCGGUACCCAUCUUCAUUUUUUGUUCCAGAUUUCGUGGAUGAAGUGAGAUGGAUCGAUGAUGGGUUCAGAGGUUUGCUUCCAUUCCCAUUUAAUUCAACACUUGGAGGGACUGCAGCGGCUCCGCCAUAUUUCAACAAUAAAAACAAGGCAUCAGAUGAGCAAUAUCUUCGUGAUCUCGAUGCCUGCACUUUCCUCGUGGAGCUGCAGCUCAAUCGGCCUUUCCCAACCAGGGGAAGUGAUUUAUCAGCAUGGGAGACAAUCGCGGCACUCCCUUAUCUGGACAGGGAGCUCUCGCCGCCCAAAUACCGGUCGUUUUUUAUCCCAUACCUUUGGCAGCAGAAGAACGUGUUUGGCUGGUACAAGAUCCUUAGGAGGAUUCAGAAAUGAUGAGCAGUGCUCUUAACAGUUCUUACUUGAUGUAUGCUGAGAUCUCAGAUAAAUUUGUGUACACUUAUCCCCCGUAGGAGUCAGCUAACCGAUCGACAGGAACAGAGAGGUUUUGUUUAAAAAUUGUACAAUUUUGUCAGGUUGAUAUGUAUUUAAAUUUUCCCUUGUCCUUGACUCACUGGUUGAAGCUGAUCGUCAAUCCUACUUACUGUGAUCAUACAAUCA